Messenger RNA from Coregonus sp. 'balchen', 12033 nucleotides. The record is from the annotation of a GenBank genome assembly. NCBI's taxonomy places the organism in Eukaryota, Metazoa, Chordata, Actinopteri, Salmoniformes, Salmonidae.
ACGAGUUGUAGUCGAAAGGCAUUGUGGUCUAGAUCCGCCCACUCGGACAGAUUUUGGAAGUGUUUCUUGUCUUGUCAUUCAAGGAUUUAAAACCCGUUUUACAUGUUGUUUAGUGGCUACGUGGCAUAUAGCUACAUGGUCAGUUAUACCUAUUCCUUGACGCUUUGAAGAAACAAGUUGGCAAAGGGUUGAUUAACUUUUAUGAGUGAGUUUUGUUUGUCUUUGUACUUUGUUGUUUUAGCUACCAUCCAGCUAGCUAGCCAACUAACGAUUGUUGGCUAGCUAGCUACUGUACGUUAGCUAGGUAGCUGUAUGAAGUUUGAUUAGCUAGUGAUUUAGAGUUUGUUCUUUCUAGAUUUAUCUUUCUUUUCAGUAGAUCGUUUUGAAGUUCCUCAACUCACUAGCAAUCAUGUUUGAUGUUUAUUUCAUUUGCCAGUUUAAUGUUUCAUUCAUUUUGCUAGCUUCGAUAGCUAGCUAACCAAGACCGGACGCUAACUAGCUAACUUAGGUAGUUAACUAAAUUAGCUGCCUGUGAGUUGAAAUCACUGUGAUGGUUUACUCAUAUCAGUUGAACAUCCUUUGUUAUUAUCUUGGUAUAUUUGUCUAGACAGACAAUUAGUUAGCUAACCAGCUAGCUUGCUCCUAGGAUGAGGAAGUCAGAAAAAUAGCACCUGUAAAGGUGCAGAUAGUUAGCUGACUGGGGUGUAUUCAUGUACAAUUAAAUGGUUUCUAGGAUGUUGUAAGGCUAUUGGCAUUGUGCCAUCAAGGGCAAUCGCUUACUAGGGGAGUGAAUGAGGGUGACCGCCCACGAAACUGUCAACACUUGCACAACUAGACUGCUAUACAUAGAAUAACUUUUUUUAAAGGGGUAAACCAAAGAUUACACAUGUUCAGCCCUGGUUUGGUCAAUACAAUUCAAUCUAAACAACAAAUGUUUCUGAACACACUUCUUAACAGCGUCACCUCUGAAUCCACUGUUGUUGACUGCUUUAGUACAGUAAUCGAUGACUCGCUCUUGUUUCGAUUAUUAUUGUAUCUAGGCGCCACUAUAACCUCAAUCUCCCAGGAUUUGAUGCUUGCUGCCACCCUGCUCUCUUUAACCCAUUGAUGACCCCAUCUCGUACUGGGCCAAGAUGAAAGCUCUGAUCCUAGUGGGUGGCUAUGGAACCAGACUCCGGCCUCUAACCCUCAGUGUUCCUAAACCACUGGUGGAGUUUGCCAACAAACCCAUCCUUCUGCAUCAAGUUGAAGCCCUGGUCAAGGUUAGUGACACUUACAACCUGUCAUUGUGAAUAUUCAUUUGUCAUUGAUGUAUAAUCGACCUACUGUAACAUUCACAUGUACAGUGUAGAUGGAUUGGCUGUACCUAGUACAGUAUGCAUACGUAUUGUUUACACAAUUUAACAUGGGAGAAUAUCUCAUUGACAACAAGCAGGAGCACUGUUUUGUUAGUAGUCUAAACAAGACCUGGAAGGAUUGCUCUGGCUGCUGUUGGGUCUCAAGGCUGACUAGUGAGUCGUACAACCUGCCGUCAUGUACAUUCAUACAUCAUGGAUUUAUAAUCUAUCUGGUAGAUGGAUUAUAAAUCUACUGUAACAUUCACAUGUACAGUGUAAAUGGUUGUACCUACCUACUCUAGUACAAUGCAAUAUACAAUAUCCAGGAAAGCAAAGUGGCCACUAGCCUAAACAAGACCUGGAAGUAUUCCUCUGCCGUUGGACUCCAAGGCCAAGUCUGUGUAUGUUGUUUAUUCUGUGUCUGACUGUCGACAGGCUGGAGUUAACCAUGUAAUCCUGGCUGUGAGUUACAUGUCAGAUCUGUUGGAGCGAGAGAUGAGGGUUCAGGAAGAGAGGGUAAGGCUUUCUCCUGUUGUCAAUGUAUCUAUUGUUUUUUUGUAUUUGAGCUUUUUGUCUAAACUAAGUACUUGACCCACGUACUGUUUCUGUUUUACAGCUUGGUAUUAGAAUCUCCCUGUCACACGAGAAGGAACCACUUGGAACAGGUACGGCGUAUACAGUCAUUAGUCUGCUCCUACAAGUUAGGGAGAAAUCUCACCAGACCGUUUGUCGGUGUGCACAGUACAGGGCCGUUGGCUUGCUGUCGGCGGGGUUGUGUAUAGGCGCCGUGCUGCUGUGGCGGGGUGUUAGGGACCCCCACGUUGCUGCUGUCGGGCGGUGUGUUUAGGACACCGCCGUGUUGCUGCGCGGUGGAUAGGUACACCCGCGUUGGCUGCUGUCGGCGCGUUGUUAUAGGGACCACCGCCGUUGGUGCUGUCGGGCGUGUGUUUAGGACACCCGCGUUGGGACUGACGGAUGUGUUUUUACACUGUUUCAUGAGCAACUUGGUUGACAACUUGGAUGGGAAAAAAUUCUGAGGAUAAAUAGCAGACGAUAUUGCCACUCCUAUUGGCCAUAUCGUCAAUCUUUGCCUACAAGAAAGUGUGUGCCCUCAGGCCUGGAGGGAAGCAAAAGUCAUUCCGCUCCCCAAGAAUAGUGAAGCCCCCUUUACUGGCUCAAAUAGCCGACCAAUCAACCUGUUACCAACCCUUAGUAAACUUUUGAAAAAAAUUGUGUUUGACCAGAUACAAUGCUGUUUUACAGUAAACAAUUUAACAGACUUUCAGCAUGCUUAUAGGGAAGGACAUUCAACAAGCACUUACACAAAUUACUGAUGAUUACUGAGAGAAAUUGAUAAUAAAAAGAUUGUGGGAGCUGCUUUGUUAGACUUCAGUGUAGCUUUUGACAUUAUUGAUUAUAGUCUGCUGCUGGAAAAACAUAUGUGUAAUGGCUUUACACCCCCUGCUAUAUUGUGGAUAAAGGGGUACCUGUCUAAUAGAACACAGAGGGUGUUCUUUAAUGGAAGCCUCUCCAACAUAAUCCAGGUAGAAUCAGGAAUUUCCCAGGGCAGCUGUCUAGGCCCCUUACUUUUUUCAAUCUUUACUAACGACAUGCCACUGGCUUUGAGUAAAGCCAGUGUGUCUAUGUAUGCGGAUGACUCAACACUACAGUCGUGGUCAAAUGUUUUGAGAAUGACACAAGUAUUGGUCUUCACAAAGUUUGCUGCUUCAGUGUUUUUAGAUAUUUUUUUCAGAUGUUACUAUGGUAUACUGAAGUAUAAUUACAAGCAUUCCGUAAGUGUCAAAGGCUUUUAUUGACAAUUACAUUAAGUUUAUGCAAAGAGUCAAUAUUUGCAGUGUUGACCCUUCUUUUUCAAGACCUCUGCAAUCUGCCCUGGCAUGCUGUCAAUUAACUUCUGGGCCACAUCCUGACUGAUGGCAGCCCAUUCUUGCAUAAUCAAUGCUUGGAGUUUAUCAGAAUUUGUGGGUUUUUGUUUGUCCACCCGCCUCUUGAGGAUUGACCACAAGUUCUCAAUGGGAUUAAGGUCUGGGGAGUUUCCUGGCCAUGGACCCAAAAUUUCGAUGUUUUGUUCCCGAGCCACUUAGUUAUCACUUUUGCCUUAUGGCAAGGUGCUCCAUCAUGCUGGAAAAGGCAUUGUUCGUCACCAAACUGUUCUUGGAUGGUUGGGAGAAGUUGCUCUCGGAGGAUGUGUUGGUAACAUUCUUUAUUCAUGGCUGUGUUCUUAGGCAAAAUUGUGAGUGAGCCCACUCCCUUGGCUGAGAAGCAACCCCACACAUGAAUGGUCUCAGGAUGCUUUACUGUUGGCAUGACACAUGACACAUGACUGAUGGUAGCGCUCGCUCACCUUGUCUUCUCCGGACAAGCUUUUUUCCGGAUGCCCCAAACAAUCGGAAAGGGGAUCCAUCAGAGAAAAUGACUUUACCCCAGUCCUCAGCAGUCCAAUCCCUGUACCAUUUGCAGAAUAUCAGUCUGUCCCUGAUGUUUUUCCUGGAGAGAAGUGGCUUCCUCGCUGCCCUUCUUGACACCAGGCCAUCCUCCAAAAGUCUUCGCCUCACUGUGCGUGCAGAUGCACUCACACCUGCCUGCUGCCAUUCCUGAGCAAGCUCUGCACUGGUGGUGCCCCGAUUCCGCAGCUGAAUCAACUUUAGGAGACGGUCCUGGCGCUUGCUGGACUUUCUUGGGCGCCCUGAAGCCUUGUUCACAACAAUUGAACCUCUCUCCUUGAAGUUCUUGAUCCGAUAAAUGGUUGAUUUUAGGUGCAAUCUUACUAGCAGCAAUAUCCUUGCCUGUGAAGCCCUUUUUGUGCAAAGCAAUGAUGACGACACGUGUUUCCUUGCAGGUAACCAUGGUUAACAGAAGAAGAACAAUGAUUUCAAGCACCACCCUCCUUUUAAAGCUUCCAGUCUGUUAUUCUAACUCAAUCAGCAUGACAGAGUGAUCUCCAGCCUUGUCGUCGUCAACACUCUCACCUGUGUUAACGAGAUAAUCAUUGACAUGAUGUCAGCUGGUCCUUUUUGUGGCAGGGCUGAAAUGCAGUGGAAAUGUUUUUUUGGGGAUUAAGUUCAUUUUCAUGGCAAAGAGGGACUUUGCAAUUAAUUGCAAUUCAUCUGAUCACUCUUCAUAACAUUCUGGAGUAUAUGCAAAUUGCCAUCAUAAAAACUGAGGCAGCAGACUUUGUGAAAAUUAAUAUUUGUGUCAUUCUCAACUUUUGACCACGACUGUAUACACGUCAGUUACUACAGAGAGUGAAGUUACUGCAACAUUUGACAAAGAGCUUCAGUCAGUUUCAGAAUGGGGGCAAGAAAUAAGUUAGUCCUAAAUAUUUCAAAAACUAAAAGCAUUGUAUUUGGGACAAAUCAUUCACUAAACCCUAAACCGCAACUAAAUCUUGCAAUUAAUAAUGUGGAAAUUGAGCAAGUUGAGAUGACAAAACUGCUUGGAGUAACCUUGAAUUGUAAACUGUCAUGGUUGAAACAUGUUGAUGCUACAGUAGCUAAGAUGGGGAGAAGUCUGUCCAUAAUAAAGCGCAACUCUGCCUUCUUAACAACACUAUCAACAAGGCAGGUCCUACAGGCCCUAGUUUUGUAGCACCUGGACUACUGUCCAGUCAUGUGGUCAGGUGCCACAAAGAGGGAUUUAGGAAAAUUACAAUUGGCUCAGAACAGGGCAGCACGGCUGGCCCUUAAAUGUACAUGGAGAGUUAACAUUAAUAAUAUGCAUGUCAAUCUCUCGUGGUUCAAAGUAGAGGAGAGAUUGACUUUUUGUAAGAAGUGUUGACGUGUUGAAUGCACCGAGCGGUCUGUUUGGAAUGCUGGCACACAGCUCGGACACCCCAUGCAUAGCCCACGAGACAUGCCACCAGAGGUCUCUUCACAGUCCCCAAGUCCAGAACAGACUAUGGGAGGCGCACAGUACUACAUAGAGCCAUGACUACAUGGAACUCUAUUCCACAUCAGGUAACUGAUGCAAGCAGUAGAAUCAAAUUUAAAAAACAGUUAAAAAAUACACCUUAUGGAACAGCGGGGACUGUGAAGAGACACACAGGCACAGACCAACGCAUACGCAAAGUAGUGGCCUGAGGGAACACACUUAAUGUGUUGUGAAAAGUGUUAUGAAAUGUAAUGUCAUGUAAUAUUUUAAAUUGUAUAUAACUGCCUUAAUGUAGCUGGACCCCAGGAAGAGUAGCUGCUGCCUUGGGAGGAACUAAUGGGGAUCCUUAAUAAAUACAAAAAUGAGCAGAAAUAAAAUAUCCCAGAAAUAUUCCAUAUGCACAAAAAGCUUAUUUCUCUCAAAUGUUGUGCACAAAUUGGUUUACAACCCUGUUAGUGAGCAUUUCUCCUUUGCCAAGAUAAUCCAUCCACCUGACAGGUGUGGCAAAUCAAGCAGCUGAUUUAAACAGCAUGAUCAUUACACAGAUACCAUGACGAGAUCCUGAGGCCCAUUGUCGUGCCAUUCAUUCGCUGCCAUCACCUCAUGUUUUAGCAUGAUAAUGCACGGCCCCAUGUCGCAAGGCCUGUACGGCCCUCCUUUUGCUGUAGUCUACGAUCAGCUCCUUUGUCUUGCUCACAUUGAGGGAGAGGUUGUUGUCCUGGCACCACACUGCCAGGUCUCUGACCUCCUCCCUAUAGGCUGUUGCUCCUCCCUACAGCUGGUGCUCUCAUGCAUGCUUCAGUGUUGCUUGCCUCGAAGCGAGCAUGAAAGGCAUUUGGCCCGUCUGGUAGGCUCGCGUCGCUGGGCGGCUCGCGGCUGGGUUUCCCAAUCAACAGCCUGAUCAACUCUAUGCAAAGGAGAUGUGUCGCGCUGCAUGAGGCAAAUGGUGGUCACAACAGAUACUGACUAGUUUUCUGAUCCACGCCCCCUACCUUUUUUUGAAGGUACAGUAUCUGUGACCAACAGAUGCAUAUCAGUAUUCCCAGUCAUGUGAAAUCCAUAGAUUAAGGCCUAAGAAUUGACUGAUUUCCUUACAUGAACUAACUCAGUAAAAUCGUUGACAUUUUUUGCAUGUUGUUUAUUAUAGAAUCGGUUUGCAAAUUACGGCCGGCACUCUGUUCAGAGGUGCUAAGUACUAUCGGGCCGGCAGACGCUCAACAAUCGUACCAGUCUGUCAGUGCCUUGUUUAGGGCUUUCCCAUGGUCCUCUUUGCUCAUGAAUAGGGACAGGAUUUUCCUGACUGUGAAAUGGUCUGGUGAUCAGUGGUCACAUGUUCAGGACAUACUCAUGAGCUACAACAUAAUGUGAGGACAUUCUGAUGCUGCAGAAUGAAUGUAUCUAUGGUGUACGACGGACACUUUCAGCCCAGCAGCAAUGGAUCCUUUUUUAUAGGCAUAAAAAUCUAGUUGAUUGAAUAGAAUUGAACUGUUCACCCCCAAGUUUGUAUGUCCUUUUAUACUUACGGAAAAUACACAAAGUUAAUAGAAUAUAAUUGUUCACCCAGAGUGUGUUGUCCUUGUCCCCCAGCCGGUCCUCUUGCUCUGGCCAGAGAGCUGCUAACAGACAACGACGAGCCGUUCUUCGUCCUCAACAGUGAUGUCAUCUGUGACUUCCCCUUCGAGGACAUGUUAAAGUUCCACAAGCACCACGGCAGAGAGGGAACCAUUGUGGUAAAAGUUAAACUGUUUUAAUGUUGGCCCUGUCCAUACACCGUAACAACCCAUAACUCCUACACCCUAGAUACUCCUGAACGGUGUAUUCGGAAAGUAUUCAGACCCCUUGACUUUUUCCACAUUUUGUUACGUUUCAGCCUUAUUCUAAAAUAGAUUUAAUGGUUUUUCCCCCUCAUCAAUCUACACACAAUACCCCAUAAUGACAAAGCAAAAACAGGUUUUUAGAAUUUUGCACAUUUUAUCAAAAAAAAAACAACUGAAAUCACAUUUACACAAGUAUUCAGUCCAUUUACUCAGUACUUUGUUGAAGCACCUUUGGCAGCGAUUACAGCCUCGAGUCUUCUUGGGUAUGACGCUACAAGCUUGGCACACCUGUAUUUGGGGAGUUUCUCACAUUCUUCUCUGCAGAUCCUCUUAAGCUCUGUCAGGUUAAUUAUGAGCAUCACUGCACAGCUAUUUUCAGGUCUCUCCAGAAAUGUUAGAUCGGGUUCAAGUCCGUGCUCUGGCUGGGCCACUCAAAGACAUUCAGAGACUUGUCCCAAAGCCACUCCUGCGUUGUCUUGGCUGUGUGCUUGGCGUCGUUGUCCUGUUGGAAGGUGACCCUUUGCCCCAGUCUGAGGUCCUGAGCGCUCUGGAGCAGGUUUUCAUCAAGUAUCUCUCUGUACUUUGCUCCGUUCAUCUUUCCCUCGUUCCUGACUAGUCUCUCAGUCCGUGCCGCUGAAAAACAUCCCCACAGCAUGAUGCUGUCACCACCAUGCUUCACCGUAGGGAUGGUGCCAGGUUUCUUCCAGACGUGACGCUUGGCAUUCACGGCCAAAGAGUUUAAUCUCGGUUUCACCAGACCAGAAAAUCUUGUUUCUCAUGGUCUGAGAGUCCUUUUGGUGCCUUUUGGCAAACUCCAAGCGGGCUGUCAUGUGCUUCCGUCUGGCCACUCUACCAUAAAGGCCUGAUUGGUGGAGUGCUGCAGAGAUGGUUGUCCUUCUGGAAGGUUCUCCCAUCUCCACAGAGGAACUCUGGAGCUCUGUCAGAGUGACCAUCGGGUUGUUGGUCACCUCUGUGACCAAGGACCUUCUUCCCCGAUUGCUCAGUUUGGCCGGGCGGACAGCUCUAGGAAGAGUCUUGGUGGUUCCAAACUUUUUCCAUUUAAGAAUGAAGAAGGCCACUGUGUUCUUGGGGACCUUCAAUGCUGCAGAAAUGUUUUGGUACCCUUCCCCAGAUCUGUGCCUCGACACGAUCCUGUCUCGGAGCUCUACGGACAAUUCCUUGACCUCAUGGCUUAGUUUUUGCUCUGACAUGCACUGUCAACUGUGGGACCUUAUAUAGACAGGUGUGUGCCUUUCCAAAUCAUGUCCAAUCAAUUGAAUUUACCACAGGUGGACUCCAAUCAAGUUGUAGAAACAUCUCCAAGGAUGAUCAAUGGAAACAGGAUGUACCUGAGCUCAAUUUCAAGUCUCAUAGCAAAGGGUCUGAAUACUUAUGUAAAUAAGGAAUUUCAGUUUUCGCUUUGUCAUUAUGGGGUAUUGUGUGUAGAUUGAGGAUUUUUAUUUAUUUAAUCAUUUUUUUAGAAUAAGGCUGUAAGGAACAAAGUGGAAAAGGGGAAGGGGUCUGAAUACUUUCCAAAUGCACUGUAGAUCUGAGAGGAUUGGCUAGGUGUAAGCCAUAUGGUGAAAAUACCACCCGGCUCAUCAGAGGGCAAGGUGGGAACACUACCACACUGGUUUAUACGCAAUCAGCUGUGUUUAGAGGCUAUGGGUUGUUACUGGAUAGAACCUUGUAGAGCCAAUCAGCACUGUGAAAAUGUUUCAGGGGAUCAGCUUGAGCAAGACAAGAGCUCUAAUCAUUAGUGAUGCAAGGUGAUUUUUUACGGACUGCAAUGUAGUCAAUCUCAAACAAGCACACGUCUGUUCCUAGGUAACGAAGGUAGAGGAGCCGUCUAAGUAUGGUGUGGUGAUGUACGAGGUAGAGAACGGACGAAUCCACCGUUUUGUGGAGAAACCCCAGGUGUUCGUCUCCAACAAGAUCAACGCAGGGAUGUACAUCUUCAGCCCAACCAUGCUCCAGAGGAUCGAGGUUAGUGCAGUUGGAAAACUCUUAAUUUAUCACAUAAUAUGAUGUUUCAACACAGCUAGUAAAGAAACAGCUUCAUUUUACAUUUUAGUCAUUUAGCAGACGCUCUUAUCCAGAGCGACUUACAGGAGCAAUUAGGGUUAAGUGCCUUGCUCAAGGGCACAUCGACAGAUUUUUCACCUAGUCGGCUCGGGGAUUAGAACCAGCGACCUUUCGGUUACUGGCACAACGCUCUUACCCACUAAGCUACCUGCCGCUUCUUUCAUGGAUCCUAUUUAGAAUCUAUUUUGUAACCUUCAGCCGAUCUUCUGAAAAAUGUAUUCACUCACUGUACUGUAAGUCACGUUGGAUAAAAUUGUGUGCUAAAAAAGUGGAUUGUGGCAUGUUCACUGAGUGUACAUAACAUUAGGAACACCUCAGAACAGCCUCAAUUCGUCGGGGCAUGGACUCUACAAGGUGUCGAAAGCGUUCCACAGGGAUGCUGGCCCAUGUUGACUCCAAUGCUUCCCACAGUUGUCAAGUUGGCUGGAUGUCCAUUGGGUGGUGGACCAUUCUUGAAACACACGGGAAACUAUUGAGCGUGAGAAAACCCAGCAGCGUUGCAGUUCUUGACACACUCAAACUGGUGUGCCUGGCACCUACCAUACCCCGUUCAGAGGCACUUUAAAUAUUUUGUUUUGCCCAGUCACCCUUUUGAAUGGCACACACUACACAUUCCAUGCCUCAAGGCUUAAAAAUCCUCCUUUGACAUCAAUAAGGGAUCAUAACUUUCACCUGGAUUCACUUGGAAAGAGUCAUGGAAAGAGCAGGUGUUCAUAAUGUUUUGUACACUCAGUGUAUGUUGUAUUUCCUCCAGCUCAGGCCCACCUCCAUUGAGAAGGAGAUCUUCCCAUUGAUGGCUGAGGAGAACCAUCUCUACGCCAUGGAGCUACAAGGGUUCUGGAUGGACAUUGGUCAGCCCAAGGACUUCCUGACAGGGAUGUGUAUGUACCUGCAGUCUGUUCGACAACACACGCCUGACAGACUGAGGACUGGGCCUGGGUUCCUGGGUAACGUACUGGUGGUGAGUCAACCAAGACGGGCAGAUCUGAAAAAAACAUUGCAUAUGUGGAAGUAAUAUGAUAGUAGCUCCACCCUGCCCUCUGAUUGGCUCGGUGGUAUUUGCGCAAUUUUGCUGCCCUCUGAUUGGCUUGGUGGUAUUUCCUCAAUUUUGCUGCCCUCUGAUUGGCUUGGUAGAAUUUCCUCAAUUUUGCUGCCCUCUGAUUGGCUUGGUAGAUUUUCCUCCAUUUUGCUGCCCUCUGAUUGGCUUGGUUGUAUUUCCUCAAUUUUGCUGCCCUCUGAUUGGCUUGGUGGUAUUUCCUCCAUUUUGCUGACACCUUUUCAGAUCUCGAGGGCCUAGGGUUUGUUUCUGGACUAAGCCACAAAAUAUAGACAGACACUGGCGUAAGAUUGUAGGCCACGCUAUCUGUAUAACUAAGUUACACACGUAGUGUGUCCCUACACUUACACACACAUUCCACCAGAGGGCGCCUCAUCUGAAUAGCAUAUAUAACCUACCAGGCUCCCUGUUGUCAGUGUACUGAUCUGGGAUCAGUUUAGCCUUUUAAGAUCAUAAUGAAUAAGAUUAUAUAUGGACAGGAAGGACCUCAUCCAAGAUCGGCUUUACGAAUACAUGCCCUGUUCUGACCUGCCAUUGCUCUGUUCUGCUCCAGGACCCUACUGCCCAGAUAGGGGAGAACUGCACCAUCGGGCCCAACGUCACCAUCGGGGCCGGGGUGGUGCUGGAGGACGGGGUCAGGAUAAAAAGGUGUACGGUACUGAAGGGGUCAAGGGUCAGAUCACACUCUUGGCUAGAGUCCUGCAUCGUAGGGUGGAGCUCCUCCGUAGGACAGUGGGUGAGUUAGAGAAGAGACACACACAGUGGGUGAUUUUUAGACCAUGUUGAAUAUUGAGUUGUGUCUGUGUAAUAAUACCACAGAGAUAUUAUUUGUUUGUGUGAAAGAGGAGUAGAGGACAGUUUACCGCUUUAUUAACUAGACUCAAUCUUUACACACACACACACACACACACACACACACACACACACACACACACACACACACAGGGACAGUGGGUGAGUAGACCAUACUCAAAGGCUUACUGUAAAACACUUUGUGACAACUGCUGAUGUAAAUAGGCCUUGAUGAGUAAAUGUGUUUUGAUUUUGACUAUAUAUAUGAAUAGAAGAGCUGUGAUAUAAAACAGGAAAUGUUGUAUUUUUGGGGGGGUGUGUAUAGGACACAGUCUACUGCUUCAUUAACUUGACUCACUCCACUGAUGGCAGCGCACACCCUGCCUGAGUAACAUGGACGUGUGACAUCACACAUACUUGAUGUGCUUGGUUUAAGUUGGGUCUGGUACACAGGAUAUGACACAAUGGAAUUUCCCCCCAAAAAGUCUGCAGACUCUAAAGCCAUACUUCAGAUAAACACAGCAUGGCUGCGUUUACACAGGCUGCCCAAUUCUGAUCUUUUACCCAAUCGUUUGCAAAUGGAGCUGAUCUGGGCAGCCUGUGUAAACUCAGCCUGUUGUGACUCCGUUCUGUUUGAUCUAUAAUUAAAAUAUUCAGUAAAACAGAAAAUCUGAUUUUGGUUUCUCCUUGUCUUGAUCCUAUAUGUGUUUGUCCCUGAAUGUGCUCAUUCCCUCACUGAAAGUUUUUCCAUAAUAUCCAGUGGUCUGUGAACGAUGAUUAGGCCCGAACGCUAAGCCAAAUCAUCAAACGCACCUCAGCUCAAACACUUGAAAUAAAGUUUAUGAAUAAAUGUCUGUAUUUCACAUGUAUACAGUAUGUGUCCUAUGGCUUCUCUCUCUCUAACUCUCUCUCUCUCUCUCAGGUGCGUAUGGAGAAUGUGACAGUCCUGGGGGAGGAUGUUAUUGUGAACGAUGAGCUCUACCUCAACGGUGCCAACGUGCUUCCUCACAAGUCCAUCACCGACUCGGUGCCUGAACCACGCAUCAUCAUGUAG